UCUACACGUCAUAAUUUUAUUUCGUGUUUUGUAUUUAUACUACCCUACAUUUAACGAAAAGCUAUAAUGCCAAAAAGGAAGAGUGAUGAGGAUAGUGAUGAAUACAUUAGACGCAAGAUGAGGAAAAUAGAAAAGAAAUUGCGCAGGCGCAAAAAACGUUCUCGUCGUUUAAGUUCAAGUAGCAACGACUUGGAAUCAAUCUGUGCGUCGCCCGUGCUGUCACUACCUGAAGAUGGCCUACCUUUGAUCAUUAAUGAUGAACAACAUGGCCUACCCACACAAAAUGUGGAUCUGGAAAAUCUGGAGCCUCUUCCAGGACCAUCCUCACCAGUUCUAACUGUUUCGGAGGAAUAUCCUUUAGACGACGAUAUCCUCGAGAUGCUAGGCGCAUCCCCGAAUAAAGCCAAAAAAACGGGGGACAACAUUCAAAAGGAUAUCGCAAUCAGAUGGCAGCAUAUUGCUACCUCAGGGCUUACAAAGGAAACUCGCAAAGAACUACUAGAUAAACAUCUUAUUCCUAGUAAUUGCACUAAGUUAGCUGCCCCGCUUUUAAAUUUAGAAAUAAAAGCGGCAUUGUCAGACACUUUGAUAGGCAAAGAUAAGAGCACUGAGUACAGGCAAAAUCAAAUUGCAUCAGCAAUUUCGUGCAUUGGAGUGGCUCUGACAAAGAUAUUUAAAUCGGACUCAAAAGACUCCACGAUAAUAAAACCUUUACUUGAGGGUGCUCAAUUACUGUGCGACUUUCAAUUCUGCGAGUCAAUGAAAAGAAGAAGCCUUAUUUGCGCCUCUAUCAAGAAAGAAAUGAAGAGCCAAUUGUAUGAAACCGAAAUUGAUACCUACCUAUUUGGCGAGAAACUGGCUGAUACUCUUAAAGCUGCUAAAGCUAUCAGCAGGUCGGCCUCUGAGAUUAAAGCAUCUAAGCCCAAGACCACAAUAGGACGUCCUCAGUCUCGUGCUUUAAACUCCAAGCCUCAGCCGGUGACCAGCAGGCAGCCAGGCAAGAGGAGGCAAGAGCCUGCUGCGUAUACGCAGAUUCAAGCCGUGUAUCCACCUCCUAUCCCACAGCAACGGCGACAGUAUAUGGCACCACUGCCACCACCACCGCCGCCACCCCCUCCACCACUACUGCUGCCGCCGCCGCCAUUGCAGUCACAACAGCGAUCCAGGCAGCAGCGCCCCUAUCAACGACGCUAGACUCGCACGGCAACGUUACCGCAGUUCAAACUUAUGGCCGGAAAAUUAUCAGGGAAGCUUAUGCCAGAAGAGGUGUACCAUCAAAUUCAUUAGACGUAAUCUGUGCUUCUUUAUCAAACAAUUCAGAAA
Molecule: messenger RNA, 1323 nt
Organism: Pararge aegeria (speckled wood butterfly)
Lineage: Eukaryota; Metazoa; Arthropoda; Insecta; Lepidoptera; Nymphalidae
Exons: 3
Coding region: 67-1194 (375 amino acids)
Source: RefSeq, a predicted model, not a curated record